Prorocentrum cordatum is the source of this 958-nucleotide messenger RNA. The record is from the annotation of a GenBank genome assembly. NCBI's taxonomy places the organism in Eukaryota, Dinophyceae, Prorocentrales, Prorocentraceae.
UCGCAGUUCGCAGGCCCCCCAGGGGUGGCAAGGUCAGGCAGCACAGCACAGUGAGAGGCAGGCCGGCAGGAAGAACAAGAGAGGAGCGGGUGAGAGGCCGGAGGGAACAGAGGAGGAAGGAAGCGGAUGAGUGCACGAUCGCAGUGCGUUAUCCAAAACGAGAAUCCAACGCAAGAAGCCGGGAACAAGUCUGACUCUGGACGCGUCCAAGUCUGGGUUUUUGACCAGAAACCUCGAAAGCACUCAAAAGGCGGCGACGGAUAGACACUUGGAGGCCCAAGACACACAACACACAUCGCCGAUGAUAUGCGAUCCUCUCGAACCUUGUGCUUGAUCCUCCCCCCUGGGGGGAUCCUUCUCUUUCUUGAUGCCCGCGAAGACCAUCUUUGUGCCGGGUAUGUACUUCUUCGGGUUGACGAGGUACGGCCCACGGUCGCUUGGCCCCCUAGCCAAAAUUCCUUCCCCGACGGAGCUCCAGGGGGAGAAGGAAGAAGCUGGCAGUAACAAUACGAGUGGCAGUAGUAGUGGUACUGAUGCUGUGCUGCUGCGCUCUGUGCGGACAAGGCUCUGCGUGGCUGCGCUGGAGCCCCUUCUGGCACUCAGGGUGCCCCAAGCGACCGUGGAGGAAUUCGUACAUGUGCUUGUGCGACCAGACGAUGCCGGAAUUCUUGUUGGCCUCGGAGUAGGCGAAGCCCUCCAGGGUUCCAGACUGGCGGCCGAAGACGCCCCACAAAGGGGGGCCCUGCUUGGCGUUGCCGCCCUUCUCGAUCGUGUGGCACUGCGCGCACUUUGCCUUGGGAGCUUCGCCCCCUUCUUCACUUCCCCGUCCGGCACCUCCACAUCAGGCUCGGCCAUCGGCAUGGCUGCUGCCCGCAGCUUCGGAGCGCGCGGCGCGGGCCCCGCGAGGGAAGCACCGGACGCCUCAACCGGGCUUACAACAGCCUGGGCCAGAACGGCU